CUUUACGAAGCAGAAAAUAAGCAUAAAAUUUUGGAGAAGGAGUUCCAGCAAUACAAAGAACAGCAAAGUAGCAAACCAGAAGUCCAGCUACAAUCAGAAAUAAAUCUUCUCACUUUAGAAAAGGUUGAACUUGAAAGAAAGUUGGAGUCAGCUACCAAGUCAAAGCUCCACUACAAACAACAAUGGACAAGGGCUUUGAAAGAACUUGCAAGGUUAAAACAGCGUGAACAAGAAAAUGCAAUGGCUCACCUUAAAAAGCAGCAACAAGAGCUAGAGCACAUGAGAUUGCGCUAUUUGGCAGCAGAAGAAAAAGAGCUGGGGAAAACAGACCGACAAGAGCUGGAGGACAUCAGAAAUGAACUUAACAGGCUAAAGCAACAAGAAGAAGAGAGAAAGCAGUUGCAAGAUGUUAGAGAUAAUUCUGCUGGUAGAGUGGAUAGUCUUCAUUCUAGAAAAUUAAAUGAGAACAUGGAUGAUUAUCUCUCUCGUCUCAUAGAAGAGAGGGAUACCCUAUUGAGAACAGGAGUAUAUAAUCAUGAAGACCAUAUUGUAAGUGAACUUGAUCGUCAAAUCAGAGAAGCUAUUGCAAAAAGGAACAUCAGUAAAUAA
Messenger RNA from Pelecanus crispus (Dalmatian pelican), 609 nucleotides. The record is from RefSeq and is a predicted model, not a curated record. NCBI's taxonomy places the organism in Eukaryota, Metazoa, Chordata, Aves, Pelecaniformes, Pelecanidae.